GGCCCGCCCCGCCGCCAGGUGCUGAGCCACCUCCCGCGGGUCCAGGAAGUGCCGUCACGGCCCGGGGGAGAGGCUGCUGCGGGCCGGCCUGGCCAGAGCUUUCGUCGGUGAGUGCCGAGCAGGUGCUGCCGCCAUGAGCAAGAUUUCCAAGUUCUUCAAGGGAGGCGGCUCGUCCGGCUCGAAGGGCCGCCGGGGGCCCUCGCCGCAGGAGGCGCUGGCCCGGCUGCGGGAGACAGAGGAGAUGCUCAGCAAGAAGCAGGUGUACCUGGAGACGAGGAUCGAGCGGGAGCUGGCGCUGGCCCGGCAGCACGGCACCAAGAACAAGCGAGCUGCCUUACAAGCACUGAAGAGAAAAAAGAGAUAUGAGAAACAGUUGAGUCAAAUUGAUGGGACACUUUCAACCAUUGAGUUCCAGAGAGAGGCAUUGGAGAAUUCCCACACCAACACAGAAGUGCUCAAGAAUAUGGGCUAUGCUGCACAAGCUAUGAAAAAAGUACAUGAAAACAUGGACUUGAACAAAAUCGAUGAUUUAAUGCAAGAUAUCACUGAACAGCAAGAUGUUGCCCAGGAAAUUUCAGAUGCUAUCUCAAACCGAGCUGCCUUUGGUGAUGAGUUUGAUGAGGAUGAGUUGAUGGCAGAAUUAGAAGAACUGGAGCAAGAAGAAUUGAACAAGGGAAUGAGAGAUGUCAGGUUGCCAAGUGUUCCGUCCACAUCGCUGCCUUCUCGCCCUGCAUCAGCGAGGAAGAGAACAGAGGAUGAAGAUGAAAUGAAGAAGCUUGCUGCCUGGGCUUCAUAAUACCAUGGUCUUUUAUAGCACUGAACAUUACAGUGCAGAUGUACAGAGCUGUAAAGCUGUUUUAUAACUACUGAUAUACUGUGGUUUCAUUUCGUGAAGGCUGUUUUUUUAUGGCCAAUCUUGCUACGAAUAGUGUUACUGCCAUAUUACAAAACUAGUUUAAAAAUAAACAAUUAAAAAUGCAAUAGUUUCCAGAACUCCAAGCAUCAAACUUUUUUUCAGCCUUGGCCAGAAAUUUGUGUUGUUAUCAGUAUCAGUUUUUAUUAGGUGAUAUUGUACUAUGGCUGGUUUGUAAAACCUAUGUACCUUCACACACAACUGGAUUUGUUGUUGAAGUGCAAAAGUUCAAGUCAUUAAGGCCCUAUUCUAGAGGGUUAUUUGGUUCAGACUUUGAAUAUUAGCAUAGAAACCUUAUACAUGUCCUGACUUGCAAGUUCCUUUGAGCCCAAGAGCUAAUAGCCAUUCAUUUAGACCUGGAGAUUUAAACAGUCUGCCUGGAGCAAUUUAUGAUGAGCUAGAUAUUAAGAGGAGACUCUUCUGCAGGAUUUUGAAGUGGGAUAAGUAUUUUUGGUUUAACUUUGGCCACAAUAUCCCCUGCACUUCUGUAGGUCAGGUUGAGUUGUGUUUUCAACUAUUUUGCUCUUGGUUAAAGAACAUUUUUACAGUGAUUGGGGAAAAUUAAAUGUCUAAGUUCUUAUAGAGCUCUGCCAAACAAAACUGAUUUCUGCUAACCCUGUCAAAGAUCCGGAAGAGAUUUGACCUUCCUUUGUUUUACUCUACUGUGUCUUUCUAGGCUGAGUCUUUACUUUGUAUGAUAAUACCCAUCGUCCAAGCAAUUAGUAACACAUUUUUAAUUAUACGGUUUCAAAAUAA
Neopsephotus bourkii (Bourke's parrot) is the source of this 1669-nucleotide messenger RNA. RefSeq names its product charged multivesicular body protein 4C (gene CHMP4C). Gene Ontology annotation, biological process: late endosome to vacuole transport via multivesicular body sorting pathway; vesicle budding from membrane. Lineage: Eukaryota; Metazoa; Chordata; Aves; Psittaciformes; Psittacidae. The transcript has 5 exons. Gene Ontology annotation, cellular component: ESCRT III complex; multivesicular body; cytoplasmic side of plasma membrane. The record is from RefSeq and is a predicted model, not a curated record. Bases 134 to 796 code for a protein of 220 amino acids.